AUGCGUACUACCUUAGCUCUUGCGAAUGCGCUACUCUGCGUCUUUGUUCAUGCACAAUCACCAGUAGACAUGUUUCCUGGCUCGAUGAUGACAUGUCAGAGUGGCUAUGCCCCCUCUCUUACGUGCAGCGAUCCAGUUCCAGUUGAUGAGCUUUGCUCGUGCACUUGCCGUGAUGGGGCGACGUUCAACCAGUCUCGUCCUUCUCCCUCGGACAUUGUCGUCCCCCCUCCGACUUUGGAACCGGCACGCCAACUUGUGGAAAAGCCAUGCACUACAGAAGUCAUUACGCCCUGGACAGAAAUUCGGUUGCCCCAUGAAAGAGGAUCUCCAGAACCGUCAGAAAUGUUUUCCAAUAUUGUUAAUUUGAUGGAGGACAGUUUCUUGGCCGUGGCUGAUUCCAAUGGGAGGUGUCAGCACUUCGAGGUAUACAUUGAUGACGAACUCAUCGGAGAGACGUAUGGAACAGGCGAGCUUGACAAUACCAAUUGUGGCAGACCAGAACAGUGCAUGGAGGAUUUCGGUGGUAGCCAUGGUUAUUUCACUCUUCCAAAAGGUAACGCAAUUUGCAUGUUGGUACGCCAUGCUGAGGAUGCAGCUAAUGUCGAACAUGCUGUGUUCCUGCAAUUGGCUGAUGUUGAGUGGCAAAUAUUGAGAAGCACUCGCCAGAUUCUGUCUGUAGUUUUAUACAAGCCAUUGUCUAGCAGCCUAUGCGUGCAGUCUUUUGAGGGUACCCAGGUCGGCAUAAGUCGUCUAGCGAGACCAAGUUUGAUUCGCUCUCGUACUACUCGUCACUGUUACUUACAACGCGUUUUUUUCGUCAUCAUGUCUACCGCCAUUGACGUUGCGCACCCCUACUACAUUCUCAACCAUAUCGUAGAGGUCCUUCUUCCCACACGCUGUCACACAAAUGUUGCGGCUACAUACAUGGUAUUUCUGCCUUCCUUCCCAAUCACUCACCCCUGGUUAAACCAAACAUGA
Exserohilum turcica Et28A is the source of this 978-nucleotide messenger RNA. RefSeq lists its product as uncharacterized. Bases 1 to 978 code for a protein of 325 amino acids. Lineage: Eukaryota; Fungi; Ascomycota; Dothideomycetes; Pleosporales; Pleosporaceae. The record is from RefSeq and is a predicted model, not a curated record. The transcript has 3 exons.